Salvia hispanica is the source of this 1258-nucleotide messenger RNA. Its product is annotated as putative glycosyltransferase At5g11130. Lineage: Eukaryota; Viridiplantae; Streptophyta; Magnoliopsida; Lamiales; Lamiaceae. Gene Ontology annotation, molecular function: glycosyltransferase activity. The record is from RefSeq and is a predicted model, not a curated record.
ACAACACAAAUAUCAACACACAGAAAACUGGAAAAGUAUCACCUGGCUUUGAUUAACCAAACAAUACCUACCAUGGCAGCGGCGGCAGCAAUACUCUCCCUCUUCCUCGCCGUCCUCCUCCUUCCACCUUCCACCGCCGCACCGUCCCCAUACCUCUCCCCAACGACACUUCUCCAGAACUACCAAAACAUGCUAACAACUUUCAAAGUUUUCAUCUGCACCCCUUACACCCCUUUCGAAUUCCCCGACGCCCCCGCCUCUCUCUUCUACAAUUCCCUCCUCCGCAGCCCCUUCCUCACCCACGACCCCGAACACGCGCACCUCUUCUUCGUCCCCUUCUCCCCCGACAUCUCCACGCGCUCUAUGGCGCGUGUCGUCAGAGAGCUCCGCACCGACUUUCCCUACUGGAACCGAACCCUAGGCGCCGAUCAUUUCUUCCUCUCCCCCGCCGGAAUUGACUACUCUUCCGACCGCAACAUUCUCGAGCUCAAGAAGAAUUCCAUCCAAAUUUCCAUUUUCCCCGUCGUCUCCGGCUACUUCAUCCCGCACAAGGACAUCACGCUGCCUCCUUCCGUCCGAUCGCCGCUCGACCUCUUCCACGCCGCGGACAAUUCCACCGAGGCUUCGAUUUUAGGCUACUUGCGAUGGGACGGGGAGACGGAGCUGAAUUUGGUCAACGAGUUGAAAUUGGAUUCCGAUUUUGUGAUCGAGGACAGAAAUAAGCAAUUGGAGUCCUCUCGGAGCUUCAGAGAGAGUAAAUUCUGUUUAUUUCUGUAUCACGGGGAGGUGGCCGGGAUAGUGGAGGCGAUGGCGUCCGGCUGCGUGCCGGUGCUGAUCGUGGACCGUCCGAUUCAGGACUUGCCGUUGAUGGAUGUUUUGAAAUGGUCUGAUCUCGCUCUAGUGGUGGCAGUGCCGCACAGCGGCGCUAAGCGGCUGAAGCAGAUUUUAUCGGAGGUAAGCGAGGAGAAGAUUGCGGAGAUGAGAGAAAUGGUUGUGGCUGCGAGCAAGCAUUUGGUGUGGAACGAGGAGGCGCAGGUGAUGGAUGCUUUCAACAUGUUGAUGUAUCAGCUGUGGCUGAGACGCCAUGCGAUUAGGUAUGCGCGGAGAUGAUUUGAUUCAUCCAAGAUCGUAUAGGUAUUCACACACUAGUUGUAUUGUAAGUAUCAAUAAUAAUCCUUGAUUAUCCCCUUUCCCAUCUCUUGUUUUUACCCGUGAAGAUAUACUUCCAGCUAUCAGAAGAUUACAGAACUUUAUUCAA